GAGCUACGGAUGAAACCACUCAGCAAGUAUUUUUCGGAUACUCUUAGCGCAUUUCCAGGCUUGGAAGCGCAUCAGUUUUUCCAGAUCCAUGGUCUCCGCAAAAACAGUGUACAUACGAAGCCAAUCGUUGAAUUGCGAAUCUCAUCGGAUGUGUCUUUUGAUGUUGUGCCGUCGCUCAUUUUUUCAACAUACUCGCUUUAUACAAGAUGUGUGGAUCAAAAACAUACUCUGUACAUAAUCAUUGAUGCUCGCCAAUGUUCCGAUGAAUGCCUUUAUCGUUUUCUUGAAGCAGUUCGACCCGCAGCAUCAUGGCUUGAUGGCACAAUUGAUUGCAUCUUAUGGGUUGUUGGCUCAUCUCUACAAAUUCUCGAAACAGCCAUCACGACAGAUCUCAUUUUAUCACGAGUUAGGAAUAUCGUAACGGAUAUCGAAGGUAUUGCGGGGCAUGUUGAAACGAGCAAUUUCUCCACGAAUUUAAAUGGCUUGAUUGAUCCCUCAGUUACGCAGCAUUUUUUCCACUUGCGAUUCUGUUUGGAGGAAUUACUGAAAAGGACACAUCGAACGGCAAAGCUGUACAUGCAGUUACAUGAAAAUAUGAAGCGGUUCAAAGCUCCCUACGAUCUCAAAACCAUCGAUAUUUCUUCAUUGCGAAUGCAAACCGAUGAAUUGGACAAGCAAUGGGCUGGUGUAAAGGAUGAGGCAGAUGUGGUGUUUUUGCGACACCGGGGCAAAAUAUUAUGCGAUGAGCUACAGACGCAAUAUCCUGUUCUUGAGCAUCUCGAUCCGUUUCUUUACUCCGAUGCAGUGAAGCGUGCGGUAUCAGGUUUCGAGGAGGUGAGUAUGGUCAUGCAGAAGAGUAACUCGAGUUUCGCCAAACGACUGAAAUCACUGCGCUGCGCCCUAGAAGCAGUCGAAUUUCUGAAUUACGUCCCCGAAGUUGGCGAUGGAAACAAUAGAUUGACGUCGCAGAUGAAGCAAGUGGAAGCUAAGGCAGCUGAAAUAAUAAAGCAUAUGGAAGAGGCUGGUGGUCGUUUGGAAGCUGUUACACAUUUGCUGGAAGAGGGGUCAAUUGCGGAUGCGGACCGACAGUCCAUCAGUGAGGCGCUCGAUACGUUUCGAUCAUUUCUGACAAACUCUGAACAGCACAUCACUGAUGUGCGUCGAAUUGUCCAGGCAGCGCUCGAUUCGCGAAUUCUUAUUGAUCAGAUUUGCUGA
This is a messenger RNA of Gongylonema pulchrum, 1215 nucleotides long. The record is from the annotation of a GenBank genome assembly. Lineage: Eukaryota; Metazoa; Nematoda; Chromadorea; Rhabditida; Gongylonematidae.